AAAAUCACUUUUCAAUCUUACUUAUUAUUUCUCACUCCUUUCCUACUCACUCUUUUCCUUACCACUUAGCACAGAAAAAAAAAAUGACACAUUCCCGCAGAGGUAGCUUCUACUCCUCCACCACCGUCACAUACACUUUCCACAAUGACCAACCUACCCCUCCCUCCCAAUCAAACUCCACAACCACCGCCGCACCCGUCGACUCUACAGAAGCUCCCAUCCCAAUCACCGUCCACCUCCCACAACCAGCCCACCCCAAUUCCGCAGCCGCAGCCGCCAAGAUUCAAUCCGCUUACCGUGCCCACAGGAUCCGAACCCUCCACAGAACGAUCUCGUCCGUCGAUUCGGCAGCCGACGAACUCCAACGCGUAAUCCAACGGCAGGACACAGUGGAUGCCGUCAGGAGAGACGAGCGCGAGAAGCUGAGGAUGAACGAGGCCCUGAUGGCUCUUCUACUGAGGCUGGACUCGGUGCCGGGGUGGGACCCAACUGUGCGGGAGGCGAGGAAGAAGGUGAGCCGUCGGAUUGUGGGGAUGCAGGAGAUACUUGACGCGAUUACAGAGUCGAAGGUGGAAGAUGGGCAGUCAUACUUUUGGGGGUACGACGGGUUUGCGAGGAACUGGGACGAAGUACUGGCGGAGAUGGAGGAGGACGUUUGCAAGAGCACUGGAGGCGAUGAAUUGGAGAGGUUCUGUGCUGAGCAUCUUGGGUUUCGGUGCCUCCAGAGGUUUCUGCGCGAACCCUGACUAGAUCUUGAUCCUCUGUGUUACAACCUACUGAUUUUAGUUUACGUGGCAGCUUUUGUCGUCAACACGUAUAUUAAAAUGUUUUUAAGGCUGUUGCACACUUGAACCGUACUUAAAAAAUCUCUACCAUCCAUCCAAAUUCUCCUUUAACUGUAUAUAAGUGGUAUUUUAAUUUUACAGAGGAGUUGCUAGAAUAGGAGGGUUCCCUUUUUUUUGUUCUUUUUUCUCUGUUUAAAUGUCUGUACUCUUCGGACAACAAAUCUUGAGUUUCCGGGUCUAAAUGCAUUUAUGUCUUUUAAA
This is a messenger RNA of Humulus lupulus (European hop), 1046 nucleotides long. RefSeq names its product BAG family molecular chaperone regulator 5, mitochondrial. Gene Ontology annotation, biological process: protein folding. The transcript has a single exon. NCBI's taxonomy places the organism in Eukaryota, Viridiplantae, Streptophyta, Magnoliopsida, Rosales, Cannabaceae. Gene Ontology annotation, molecular function: protein-folding chaperone binding. Gene Ontology annotation, cellular component: plasmodesma. The record is from RefSeq and is a predicted model, not a curated record. The coding region runs from base 84 to 746 and encodes 220 amino acids.